AAAUUAAAGUAUGAAACAAUAAUAGGUAAGUAUUAAACUAAACCCUAGUUUUUUUUUUGCCUAUACCUUCUUCUUCUUCUUACUUGAUCAUUCGUUAAACCCUCACUGUCUCAUCUUCUUCUUGCCGCCGCCGCAACGUCCUCCACCGGCUCCGCCCUCACCGUUAGGCCAUGGCUUCCGAAACCGUGAUAAGCCCUGAAACAGUAUCAAAAGCCGUCGCCUCCCUCCUCAAAUGGCGAAAAUCCCAAUCGGAGACGCAAAAACCCAACCUCUUAGGCCUAGACGAGGAGUUCGUGUACCUCGUCCUCACCCUGAAGAAGGUCCCUCAAAAGGGUCGCGUUAACCCUCACAAGCUUCCCCUCCCUCACUCUCUCCACUCCGAUUUCUCCCAGCACUGCCUCAUCCUCGACGACCGCGCCAACAAGGGCCGUGUCACCAAGGCGGACGCGCAGGCCAAGAUCAAGGCUGAGUCCAUCCCCAUUGCCAAGGUCCUCAAGCUCUCCAAGCUCACUUCUGAUUACCGCCCCUUUGAGGCCAAGCGGAAGCUCUGUGACUCCUAUGAUCUUUUCUUCACGGACAAGGCGGUGGUUCCGUUGCUGGCCCGCCUUCUCGGGAAGCAGUUUUUCAAGAAGCGUAAGGUGCCUGUGCCGCUGGAUUUGACUAAGAAGAAUUGGAAGGAGCAGGUGGAGAAGGCGUGCUCAUCGGCCAUGAUGUUUUUGAGGACCGGGACGUGUAGUGUGGUGAGGGUUGCCAAGGUGAGCAUGGAGAAGGAUGAGAUUGUGGAGAAUGUGGUUGCGGCUGUUCGUUCUGCGGUUGAGCUUGUUCCGAAGAAGUGGGGGAAUGUGAGGUCGUUGCAUGUUAAGAUGUUGGAUUCUCUGCCUUUGCCUAUUUAUCAGACUGUUCCUGAUGUGAGGUUGAAGAUUGAUGGUGGUAAAGCUGAGGCGGAAGCGAAGGAGAAGGAGAGUGUGAAGGAGAAGAAGAAGGGUGAGGAUGGGGAUAAGGAAGUGGGGAAGAAGAAUAAGAAGGGGAGGAUUCAUCAAGUUAAGUACAUGGAUGUGGAUGCGGCCUUAGGGAGUAAGGAUGAGGAUGGUGACAAUGCUGUCAUAGGAGAUGAUGCUGAAAGGAGUGAUGGAGGAGUGGAAAAAUUGGAGAGUAAGAAGAGGGAGAAAGGAAGCAAAGUGGGGAAAGAGGCUGCUAAGUUGACUAUUGUGAAAACAUUGGGGGAACCUGAAACUCCUAAGGAAGGCGUCAAGCGGAGGAAAAAUAAAGAUGGGUCGUCUGCCAAAGUGACAAAGGAAGGUUUGGUCAAGAAGGGUGGAGAUAAAUUUCAUGCUAAAAAGGAGGGGUCCAGUGAGAAGAAGAAGAAGAAGUUGAAGGGAGCUGAUGUGAAGGUUAAGGCGAAGAAAAUUAAGAAGGCAGCAGCAUGAGUUAACUGUUGAUUGCAGGGAAUUUUGCUUUUAGAAUUUACUGCUUGAUGUAGCUCUGUGCAAUACUGUGAACUUUUGCUUUCUGAGUUCUCUGGCAGAUUUUGUUUUUGAGCAUUUUAUUAUGCCUUUGUUUUGUGUUUGUUUUGGUGAUAAUUUUAAUUUACUAUAUUUGAGCUUUAGAA
Messenger RNA from Lotus japonicus, 1609 nucleotides. RefSeq lists its product as uncharacterized. NCBI's taxonomy places the organism in Eukaryota, Viridiplantae, Streptophyta, Magnoliopsida, Fabales, Fabaceae. Bases 171 to 1427 code for a protein of 418 amino acids. Gene Ontology annotation, cellular component: 90S preribosome. The transcript has a single exon. The record is from RefSeq and is a predicted model, not a curated record.